Molecule: messenger RNA, 1858 nt
Organism: Cryptomeria japonica (Japanese cedar)
Lineage: Eukaryota; Viridiplantae; Streptophyta; Pinopsida; Cupressales; Cupressaceae
Product: protoheme IX farnesyltransferase, mitochondrial
Exons: 7
Coding region: 191-1576 (461 amino acids)
Biological process (GO): heme biosynthetic process
Cellular component (GO): membrane; mitochondrion
Molecular function (GO): protoheme IX farnesyltransferase activity
Source: RefSeq, a predicted model, not a curated record
AUAAAUUUGAAUAAAUAAAACCUAACAAUUGCCUGAGAGAUCGGUACUUCAGCAUAUGGGAUUUUCCGGAAACAGGUAAAAAAGAUGCAUUAGAAGAAAUAUGGUGCUGUAAUAUGCGGAAGAGCAGCACCAGGGUAUUCGGCAAAUUUCGUUAAUUAUUUUAUUUCCAAAUUUAUGCUGGAUCUUCGUUAUGGCUAUGAUUCUCAGAAAUUCUUCCUCCAAAGUUGGAUAUUUCCGUCUACGGGCAGUAUAUGCAACCUCAAUCCCAAAACGAGAUGAGUUAUUUGGAACCCAAGGGGGAAAUGGCAAGGAUCGGCCUACAGCCUUCACGGCGGGCAGGAGUUUCGAUCUGCAGACCUCCUCUGCGGCAGGGAUGAAUUCAACCCUUUUCGGUCCAUUUUACAAGGGUUUUGGAGGAGGCCGCGUACGGACAGUUGCUUCUGCUUCCGCUUCUGCCGCGCUGGAGGAAAGCUCUACGAAGGCCAGGGGUUUGUUUGAGGCCGUGCAGCACUAUGGACAGUGUUAUUGGGAGCUAUCCAAAGCGCAUUUAAGCAUGCUUGUGGUGGCAACUACUGGGGCAGGCUUUGUACUUGGUAGUGGUGCAAGUAUUGACUUGGCUGGACUUUGCUGGACCUGUACUGGGACAAUGAUGGUUGCUGCUUCUGCGAAUUCUUUCAAUCAGAUUUUUGAAGUAAGCAAUGAUGCCAAGAUGAAACGUACAAUGAGACGACCUUUACCUGGAGGAAGAAUAAGCAUACCUAAUGCAAUGACAUGGGCUGUGACCAUGGGUGCUACAGGCAGUGCUUUGUUAUUAUGCAAGGCUAAUGCUCUUGCAGCAGGGUUUGCAGCUUCAAAUCUGUUCUUGUAUGCACUUGUUUAUACUCCACUGAAGCAAAUUCAUCCAAUAAAUACAUGGGUUGGAGCAGUUGUAGGUGCAAUUCCUCCGUUAAUUGGGUGGGUGGCAGCCUCAGGACAAAUUACGUUGGGAGGACUGGUCCUUCCAGCAGCUCUUUAUUUUUGGCAAAUUCCACAUUUCAUGGCAAUUGCAUAUCUGUGCCGGAAUGAUUAUGCUACCGGGGGUUUCAAAAUGCUCUCCCUUUUGGAUGUCAGUGGGGCAAGGACAUCACUUGCAGCUCUUCGAAAUUGCGUCUACCUCCUUCCUGUGGGGUUUCUGGCAUAUGACUGGGGUAUCACAUCUGCAUGGUUUGGGCUAGAGACAGUGCUGCUAACUUCUGGAAUGGGUGUCACAGCAGUGCUAUUUUACUUAAAUCGAAAUACAAAAAAUGCUCGCAGACUCUUCCAUGCUAGUCUUUUGUAUCUUCCAAUACUAAUGGUUGGAAUGCUUUUUCAUCGUUUGCCCAAUUCACAGUUUGAUAGGUCUACAAAUGAUCUAGUUGAAAGAGAAAGGAUCAACAUGGCCUUUGGAAGUGUUGAAUUGCCUGACAAUGAAGAAAGCAAAGACAGGUAUAAGUUGAGAAAACAACCUAUUAGUAACCAAUUACGACCUCCUGUUUCUUAUGCUUCUGUGGCGCCAUUUCCUUUUUUACCUGUACCUACAUUUGCUUCAGAUAAGUGAUCUAUGGCUCCAUAUAGGGUGUCCAUGAAAAAAGAGUGUAAUUUCUGUAAUGAGUUUAAUAACGAAAACAUGCUAUUUACAGGGGAAAUCCAAAAUUUUUCUCAUAAGAGUUUUGACUCAUUUGUAUAUUGUUUUCAAAUACAAUUUCUAGUACAUAAAGCCAAAGAGGCAGCACAAAAUGAUUUCUUGACUUUUGUGGAUCUGUUAAUCUCUCAUAGGAACUGAUAAAUGGGCAAUAAGUGUACUUGGAAAGGUUCAAUGUUAAAAAGUUUUUUCCAUUUA